GUUGUGUGGGUGUUGUUUUUUUGUUUGUUUGUUUUUUAGCAAAUGGGUACUUCCCAGAGACAUGCAUCAUUUUCAUUUGGGGAAAGAAGUCUGCUUUAUAGGCAAAUAGAUUUGCUCAAUUGCCUGUGCUGUGUCCAUAUUUUUUCUUCCACUCUUAGUGAUUUAGUGAUUUUGCUAUUUAUUAUUUCCUUGUUGUUCUGAAAUAAAAUAUUCAUAAUGUAUGCUCUCUUUUUUGUUUUAUUUCGAUUUCCUGAUUUGUUUAUUUUAUUUUCACUUAUGGGCUAAUAUUUAGUCUACUGUUGUAAUGUAUUUUUAAUAUAUUUAGUAUAUUUAAUAAUACUUUUUUUGCUUGUAUUUCCUCAACUGUAAGUCACUUUUUUGGAUAAAAGCAUCUGCUAAAUGAAUCAAUGCAAAAUGUAUAGAAAUAUCUAAGUGCAUAUUGAGUGACAAUGUCUAUGAAGAUUAAAAUGCAAAGUGUGAUCAUUAGCACCAUUCCUUUCAUUUUCAUUGGCAGGUUAUUUCAAUCAUUCCGACAUAACAUUGUUUUUUCCCCCCUAAAGUUCUCCAGUUAUGUGCGUUUUAAAAGACAGAGUGAUGAAAUGUCAGUUUAAUAGGCUAUGUGAAUGGUAUUGUGUUUCAUAUCAUGCUUAAGCGAAAUGUAACUUAUAACUGAGUGCGGGUGUAAUUAAGGCUCAGAAUUUCUCAGCGAUCUUAUUACAUAAAAAAAAUCUUUAAUUCGUCAUUUAAAAAUGACAAAUAACAAAUAUAUUAUUUAAAUAAGCAAAACCGAAUGGUUAAGUCGCACAAUGAUGUAUUCAAUUAGGACCAUAUCUGUGCCGAUAUUUCUUUUCUUGAUUUGCAGAAUUUCUAAAAUAAUAAAUGGAUUGAAUUUUUUAAUCUGAGUGCAAUGUUGUCUUAAUUAUUGUGCUGAUGUAUUUUGGGCAUAACGUCCAUAGUUUCCCACACUGAAAUUACAGACUCUUUGUUUUAGUGAAUAAAGUGACGGAAGGUACGGGGUGGACAGCACGUAUUCCUGGACAAUUAUUAAUUCAUCUUCGCCGUAUAAGUUGUGUGGGUGGUUUGGGGCUGCAGAGCUUCAGAGCACUAAAUGCGCGGGUAAUUAGUUAAUUAGAAAGCGCGGGAGGGGCUCGGAGCUCUCAGGUCAGCUCGGUCAGCCAAUCAGAGACGCUUUAGGAGCGCGAGCGCAUCCAAAAGUCUGAAGCUGCACCUGCGUUUAGCACUAACGCGCGUGAGAUCGCUUACAUCCGGACGAAUUAGGAAAGAGGAAGUAGGUCCUGGCGGAAAACACCGACAUGUUUGUCAGUUUAUUGCCUUAACAUUUAUUACAAUUUCGUUCGAGAUGAUUAGAUGAGCAGUUCUUCCGAGCAAAAAAUAAUAUAAGUUAGAAGCAGUAAAAUUAAAACAAGACCUGAAGUGCAGCACGCAGUUUUAAGUCGACAGGAUUUGUCAUGGAUAAGUCGAAGAACUUUCGGAUCGAUGCUCUGCUGGCGGGAGAGUCACCGCGGAGGAGAAGUCAGGACUCUGAUAUACUUGAUGUUGACGCCACUCUGUGCAAACGACCAGACAGCUCUCCUAUCCGGAGCAGUGCCAGUGCGCUCCAGCAGCAGGCAGGAAUCGUGCCCAAACCCGGUCUGCUAACCAUCCCUCAUCCGGGACUAAGCGCGUUAUCUCAGGGCUCGAUCGCAGGGAUGUACCCGGGCCCGGUGUGCUCUCUGAGUGCGCUGGGAGCGCAGCAUGCCGCAUUCCCGUAUCCCGCCUUCACUCCGCCGCAUCCCGAGCAGCUGAAGGCCGCCGCCGUGGCGGGACAUUUCCCCUUCGAGCAGUGGAUCCGCGCCGGCAUCAUGGUGCCCCGACUCGCUGAUUUUAACGGCUCUCCUCAGUCAGGCCUGAUGGGAAAGUGCCGUCGACCUCGAACUGCUUUCACUAGUCAGCAACUACUGGAGCUGGAAAACCAGUUCAAACUGAACAAGUACCUGUCACGACCCAAACGUUUUGAAGUAGCCACUUCGCUAAUGCUGACUGAAACACAGGUGAAAAUCUGGUUCCAAAACCGACGGAUGAAAUGGAAGCGCAGCCGCAAAGCCAAAGAGCAAGCAGCACAGCUGGAGGCUGAUGGCAAUCAGCAGGCCAAACGCUCCAGCAAACCUGGAGACCCUCGCCGCUGCAGCACACAGGACGAUGAUGAGGAGCUGGAAGCAGAGGAGGAAGAGGACGAAGAUGAAGGCUUUGGAGGUGCUCUAAAUGGCAGCGUGGUCCUGCCUCACUCCUCAGACUUUCUCCAGCACAGCUCCGAGUUGAGCUACAGCUCUCACAGCUCUUACUCAGACGACGACCUGGAAGAGAUUGGAGCAGACAGGAAGAUUGGAGUUGGGCUAUGAAUACAUGGUGUAAUUAUGAAUUAUUUACCCAUUGUGUAGUCCAAGAGCUUGCUGCAUCUAUAGCCUUCAUCAGAGACUUUGUACUUGCAAAGACUGAAGCCAUGCACCAAAAUCUCUAUCUCUUAUUUAUCUAUGUGACAGCCUUUAACUUAUAAACUGCUGUCUUGUCCCAAGUAGGAAUGUUUCUCUCUGUAAAACUGUCUUUGUCCUCUGUGUUCAGGUGAGCAUUUUGGGAUUUGCAACCCGUGUUUGAGUAGUAGAACCAAAAUGUCUACUGCAUGCAAUCCACAUCCUUACUUUUGUACAUGGAUCUGUACAUACACGUGAACAUGUGUAGCUAUGAACUACACUGCGCUCAAGGCGAAUGGAGGGUUACUGUGUGAUGCAAAGCUUUUGUUACACAGCAUUUUUCUCAGAAACCAUUGACUGAAUAACACAGCAGAACUUGUAAAUCCUCACCGAAUAUUGCGAAACAGGAGCAGAAAAUGGAGCAAUGUGUUAUUUAGUCAUUAGUCUUUGUCAUGUUUGUUAUUGGUGGUGUUGUCCUUAAUGGUAUUUAAGUACUAUAGAUUAUAUCUAAUUUAUUCACGGUAAACUGUACACAGUGAAAAUUCACAUGAAAGAAAAUGUCUCUGUUAAAUUAAAAGCAAAAAAAAUUAUAAAAUAAAUAAAUAAACUGUAAAAAUUAGACUGUAUUUACACUGUGGCUAUAAUUUGUUCUUAGAUAAACACUUCACCCUUGUGUUCAUAAGUGUGUGCAUUAUGUAUUGAAGUAUAAAUGUGUGUUUGGCAUAAGGAGCACAGCCCUGAUGAUUCAGUGCUGUAAAUGAUCAUGACUGUAAAGCAGCAGGCAAAGUUAUUUGUUCCU
Messenger RNA from Ictalurus furcatus (blue catfish), 3267 nucleotides. RefSeq names its product motor neuron and pancreas homeobox 2a (gene mnx2a). Gene Ontology annotation, cellular component: nucleus. The transcript is spliced from 3 exons. Gene Ontology annotation, biological process: spinal cord motor neuron cell fate specification; central nervous system development; neuron projection morphogenesis. Lineage: Eukaryota; Metazoa; Chordata; Actinopteri; Siluriformes; Ictaluridae. Bases 1470 to 2399 code for a protein of 309 amino acids. Gene Ontology annotation, molecular function: DNA-binding transcription factor activity, RNA polymerase II-specific; sequence-specific double-stranded DNA binding. The record is from RefSeq and is a predicted model, not a curated record.